This is a messenger RNA of Arvicola amphibius (Eurasian water vole), 1118 nucleotides long. RefSeq names its product C-C motif chemokine 6-like. NCBI's taxonomy places the organism in Eukaryota, Metazoa, Chordata, Mammalia, Rodentia, Cricetidae. Gene Ontology annotation, biological process: neutrophil chemotaxis; cellular response to type II interferon; lymphocyte chemotaxis. Bases 156 to 434 code for a protein of 92 amino acids. Gene Ontology annotation, cellular component: extracellular region. The transcript is spliced from 3 exons. Gene Ontology annotation, molecular function: CCR chemokine receptor binding; chemokine activity. The record is from RefSeq and is a predicted model, not a curated record.
UCUUUUAGAGCUAGCAUGCUGAGUAUUAUGUAGUCAAAGAGCAGCAUUAUGUGCUGUAACCCGGGACUUCCGGAUCAUCUUACAUUUAUAAAUAGCGAGGUAGGGCAGGGGACAAAGAGCAGUUCGAAGGCCAGUUGGGUCUGACCACCUGUAGGAUGAAGCCUUUAACUACUGCCUUCUCCUUCCUUGUUCUUGCAGCUGCUCUUGGAUUCCAGGCUCGGGGGAUCAUAUAUGGCUUUGAAGACUCUUCCGACUGCUGCUUCUCUUAUAACUCGAGGAUCAAGUGUUCAAGAUUUGUAUAUUAUUUCCCAACCAGUGGUAGCUGUACCAAGCCAGGCAUCAUCUUUGUCACCAAGAAGGGGAACCGGGUCUGUGCCAACCCCAGUGAUCUGAAAGUUCAGAAAUGCAUAAAAAUCCUGAGGCCAAACUCAUGACCACAGACCUGCGAACAACAGCAUGUGCUUGAGGAGGAGGACAUGUACUGCCAGCCACUUUUCUUCUGUCUUCCACAGUGACCACCUAAGGAGUGCUAAAUGUUCGUUUUUAUUAAUAGACAAAAGAUUUGCUUUCUGUUCCGGUUCAAAGCAACACAGCUAGCUUUGUCACUAAGGGGGAACUUAUCUGUGCCAACCCCAGGGAUCUGAAAACUGCGAAGUGCAUGAAAGCCCUGAAGCUGACCUCAGUGUCUACACAUAGCGUGUGGUUAAGAUAAGAGGUCAAGGGCUGGAGAGAUGGCUCAGUGGCUUAAGAUAGCUGACUUCUCUUCCAGAGGAUCUGGGUUCAAUUCCCACUCACAUGGCAGCUUGAACUAACUGCAAUUCCAGUUCCAGGGGAUCUGAUGCCCUAUUCUGCCCUUUAAUUAGUAUUUGCAGUAUUUUUAUGAAUUCACCUUCACUAUGACUAGCGCCACCUUGAGCUGUGGCCAUCAUGAUGGCCUCAGAACGCUUGUGCUUUCCUGCAUAGCUUCCCAGCAGAGUGUUAAGUGGAUAAAGUAGAAGAGUGGUCUGUGGGGUUUGAGAAUGUGUCUGGUUCUGACGUCGGCUUAAGUCAAACUGAAUCUACUCCACUAGGAUGAAAUCCUUCCGGCCUUGGCCCAUACAUAUGCCCAUCCCAGCUGA